AUGGCAAAGAUGAUGAUUGGAGCCCGCGCCGGCUUCGCCAACUCCUACCAGCGGUACUUUGUCUACAACGACGAAGAGCUGACCUUCUUCGAGGCCUGGCACAAGUGCCGAGCGCACGGACUCCGGCUGGCCUCGGUCCACUCGGCCCUGGAUGACGCGAAGCUGAAGGUGGCACUCGCCCAGAAGGACAUCAACCAGCGGGGACCGUGGUGGAUCGCCGGGACGGAUCUCGGCAAGUCGGGAAGCUUCGUGUGGAUCACCGAUGACAAGCGGAUUGACGGGCGGACAGGUUAUACGAACUUUGCCCCGGGAGAACCGAAUAACGCGGGUGGUAACGAGCACUGUUUGGAGGUGGGAGGUGGGCCCAAGGGAACGCUGUGGAACGAUUGCGCUUGUGACCUGAAAAAGAGGUACAUCUGCGAGUUGGAUAGUUGUGACUGUUGA
This is a messenger RNA of Culex quinquefasciatus (southern house mosquito), 444 nucleotides long. Its product is annotated as perlucin. The coding region runs from base 1 to 444 and encodes 147 amino acids. Gene Ontology annotation, molecular function: signaling receptor activity. The transcript is spliced from 2 exons. NCBI's taxonomy places the organism in Eukaryota, Metazoa, Arthropoda, Insecta, Diptera, Culicidae. The record is from RefSeq and is a predicted model, not a curated record.